Pseudogymnoascus destructans is the source of this 348-nucleotide messenger RNA. RefSeq lists its product as uncharacterized. The record is from RefSeq and is a predicted model, not a curated record. The coding region runs from base 1 to 348 and encodes 115 amino acids. The transcript has a single exon. NCBI's taxonomy places the organism in Eukaryota, Fungi, Ascomycota, Leotiomycetes, Thelebolales, Thelebolaceae.
AUGUGUGUUCCGGGGGAAGGCAUAGAUGCCGCUGUAGCCAAAGGAAAGAUUGACAUCUUGGAGGUGACAAAGGAAACGCUGCAACGAGGGCGCGACGUCGCCAAGAUGCUUGUGCUGGACAACGUCGACACCAGGCGAUUCCGGAACGCGAUGAGGGCAGCCACAGAUGAGGCUGGGCAGCUCUACUUCCGCUCCUUGCUCACGGACGAUAUACUGUACUACCUAUUUUCGGCGCAGGGAGCAUCAGCUUCCCGUUCAUCUUCCAUCGAGGAAUCCGUCGAAUUGCAGCGGAGGAAGCUAUUCAUCGGAAUCUCCAUGCCUUCACCAGCUUCGUUGCAGGAGCGUUGA